This is a messenger RNA of Macadamia integrifolia, 1179 nucleotides long. Its product is annotated as RNA-binding protein PNO1-like. Gene Ontology annotation, molecular function: RNA binding. The transcript is spliced from 2 exons. Lineage: Eukaryota; Viridiplantae; Streptophyta; Magnoliopsida; Proteales; Proteaceae. Gene Ontology annotation, cellular component: nucleolus. Bases 310 to 960 code for a protein of 216 amino acids. The record is from RefSeq and is a predicted model, not a curated record.
UUCCGUCAUAGUCUCGUCAUAUAUUAGGUUGUGGAAAAAACCCUGAUCACUUCUCUCAUCUGUUGGCGCUCUUCUCCCUAUCGGCCUCUCCCUCUCCCUACAACCUUCCCUCUGGUAGCUGCGAUUCCUCCUCUGCCUCUCCCUCUCUCUCUCUCUCUCUGACCAUCCUGCUGGCUUUAGCAUUCAAGGAAGUUCUGUGGAUGAUUUGAAGAAAUUAUAAUCCUGCUGCGAUCAGGGGGUUUCUUUUUCAUUCUGGGAAUUCUGAAGUUUUUCACUGAAGACAAUUUAGUCGUAUAAUUGAACGACAAUAUGACUUCAAUGGAAAUUGAGAAGGUUUCUUCAGAAUCCAAUGUUGGAUCUGUUCCAGUGAAGCCAAAAUUCGAGCCUUUGAAGGCUCACGAGAUAUCUGAUGGACAUGUUCAGUUUCGGAAGGUUUCUGUUCCUCCACAUCGGUAUACACCUCUGAAAAAAGCAUGGAUGGAAAUCUACACACCAAUCUAUGAACAGAUGAAAAUUGACAUCCGUAUGAAUCUCAAGGCUCGAAAGGUUGAAUUGAAGACUCGAUCAGACACACCUGAUGUCAGUAACCUACAGAAAAGUGCUGAUUUCGUCCAUGCUUUCAUGCUCGGUUUUGAUGUGAUAGAUGCAAUUGCUCUGCUGCGAAUGGAUGAACUCUAUGUGGAUUCUUUUGAGAUCAAGGAUGUGAAGACAUUGCGAGGUGAACAUUUAUCUCGAGCAAUUGGGAGGCUGUCUGGUAAAGAGGGUAAGACAAAGUUUGCAAUAGAGAAUUCUACAAGGACCAGAAUUGUGAUAGCUGAUUCCAAGAUUCAUAUCCUGGGAUCUUUUGCCAACAUCAAAGUUGCCAGGGAUUCUCUUUGUAGCCUCAUUUUAGGUUCACCAGCUGGUAAGGUGUAUUCAAAACUUAGAGCAGUCAGUGCUAGGCUAGCAGAAAGGUUUUGAUCUUUUGAAAUUUUGGGUUUUUGAGAGUUUCAUUGAGAUUCUAAAUUGCAGGAAAUAGUGUUGUUGAGUUCUGUUUACUAUUCAGUUGCUGAGAGAGAGGCUCACCGCAUAGGAACAUUUUUUUUCAGAACUCUUGCAAGAUGAUAGAAUUAUUUUUGUAAUUGUCUGGGGGAAAAAUAUGAAAUUAAUGGUCUCAAAAAAAGUGAAACUUAUUUUUAA